Messenger RNA from Acanthosepion pharaonis, 654 nucleotides. NCBI's taxonomy places the organism in Eukaryota, Metazoa, Mollusca, Cephalopoda, Sepiida, Sepiidae. The record is from the annotation of a GenBank genome assembly.
AUGUUUUCUUCCUCUUUUCUACUUCUUUCUUUGUUUUCUUCUUCUUCUUCUUCUUCUUCUUCUUCUUCUUCUUCUUUAUCUUCUUCUUCUACUACUACUACUACUACUAAUACUACUACCACUUCUUUUUUCUUUAAAAAAAAAAACAACAUAAAACCGAUUUACCAUUUUUUUCUUUUCCUUCUCCGCACGCUUCUCUCCCUUUUACUCUUUAUUCAUCUUCUACUCACUUUUCUUCUCCUUUUCCUUCUCCUCUUCCUCUUUCUCUUCCCUCUCUUUCUCCUCUCCUUCUUUCUCUUUUUAUUUUCUGUUUUUCUCACCUCUUCCACUUCUUUUCUUUAUCUCCUCAUUCUCUUUCUCCUUUUCGCCUCCUCCUCCAUCCUUAUAUUUUCUCUACCUUCUUUUCUUAUUCCCGUUCAUCUUUCAUUCUUUUUCUUCUUGAUAUUAGCCUUUUAUUUCUUUUGUAUUUUUUAUACAUUAUUUUCAAGUUUGAUUUUAUUUUUUCUCUUUACUUUGCAUCCAUUUUUUUUACUUAUUGACGUUGGCUUUUCCUUAUUUAUAAAAAUCUUACCGACGCUGCACAUUUAUUUCUUUGUAAUUCUAUUACCUUCGUCUUUAGCCUCUUACAUCCGCGACUUGUCAGCGGCUAAUUGA